Molecule: messenger RNA, 3974 nt
Organism: Dermacentor albipictus
Lineage: Eukaryota; Metazoa; Arthropoda; Arachnida; Ixodida; Ixodidae
Source: RefSeq, a predicted model, not a curated record
AAAGACAAAAAAGACGAUGCAAGCGUCGCCGCGCGACCCGACAAACGUUAGCAGUCGCAGGCUUCCGAAAGGGACCAGGUCGUCCCGAAAGUUCGCCACUUCGCGCAGCAAGAUGGAGCGGCUGAAGACGGCCUCCGCCGCGAAGGUGCCCGGCGACCGCACUGCAGCGGCAACGGACCGCAGCAAGACGAGCAAGGCGCCGACUUCCCCGGCCCCGCCCAGAGAACAUCGCGACAGACCCGCGGCGCCCACCGAGAACCGCAUCGCGCUGAACUUUGAACCAACGAGGGUGUCGUUCACGAGUGGGCCUGCGCCCGAGUCACACGGCCACCCUAGCGAGUCUUUACUCCAGGCGACCGUACGGCCUCUACCAGGCGGCGAACAGGAUCCACCUCAAGGAGGUGGGGUGGCGACCACCGGGCAGGCGCCUCCUUACCCGAGAAAAUCGACCGUUGGCGUGGACAGCAUGGGGCCGCGGCGAAGCAAGAGGAAGAGAGCGGCAGAGUCCCUUGCAAAUGCGGCAUCUGCCGAACCGGCUGCCGUCGGUCCACGGGCAGUGUUGGCCAUGGCUGUGGCAUGCUUGGCAACGGUGCUGGUGAUCACCGCACUGGUGGCCUACAUAAGAUCGACGCUUCAUCCGUGGCACCAGGAGCGGGACGACGGCAUGUGUCGAAACCCUCCGUGCCGUGGCUAUGCGCAACUCUUUUUGGUGAACGUCAACUGGACGGUGAAUCCGUGCAGCGACUUCGAGGCGUACGUCUGCUCCAAGUGGAAGCCAUCGAGCGACCCUUAUGCAUACGGCUCGGCCCUGGCCACGUACGCUAUCCAGGAGUGGUUUAACGUGUUCCACACAAUGAUCGUCGAAGGCCCCAAACAUUUUGCGGCCGCAAGGAAGGCGCAGGCAAUGUUCGAGGCCUGUCUUACCAACAGCACCGCUAACGGGUCUUCGGCGGCGUUGUUGAGGCAGUUCAUGCUCGAAAGAAAGAUACCGUGGCCGGACGAUCCACUCCCUAACGCCAGUCCACUGGGCGUCCUUGUGGACCUUGCGUACAACUGGCGACUCAAUGUGUGGUUUCAGCUGAAAGCGCGGAGGACGCCUCAAAGAGCGCCGCAUAUUUUGAUAAUCGCAUCGGCUGACUUUUCUCCGCUGUGGAGCGCCUAUAAAGAAACGGCCAUGAGAGCGGAAGGCAUCGUCCCCUACUGGAAUAGGUUCCACGAUGCUUUCGCGGCGCAUCAGCCCCGACGCAGUGAGGAAGAAAUUGAAAAAAUCGAGAAUGUCGAGCAGAACGUGCUUGCCGAGCUCCACCAAGUUUUUGAUAAAGAUGUAGCCGCACCUUGUGAGUUCUUGCUAAAAGACAUAGCAAGUAUUACGACUAAUUUGUCGUCACAGCGAUGGAUAGAAGAGCUAAACGCGAACGCACGGGUGCAUGGUGGUUACGGUCUGUCAGAUCGCAUCGUUGCAAGCGACGUGGCCCUCCUAGAGGCUGUGGGCAAGCUAUUUUCCAAGUUCGACAGGCGUUCGCUGUUACUGCAUAUUUCCUGGUUUUUCAUUCAAGCCUUUGCUCCACUUGAACACCGCAGCCUUCUGCCGAUAAGCACGGAAGGUACUUGGCAUUCCAUGGAGAGGCGUCGCAGGCUCUGCUCCACACGAGUUGAAAUGUCGUACAAGGUGCUCAUCAGAUCACUCGUGGCUCUUACAAUUUUUACGGCACAGUCCAGAAAGGCAAUCAGUGGCUAUCUUGGCCUUGUGACGCAGCUGGCGCGGAACAAAAUGUCCGCUCUUUCCUGGUUCGCUGAUGAAUCGUUCACGCGUGCCGCAUCGUCGAAGUUUCAGAGCAGCACAGUAGUCCUAUGGCCACCCAAAGACUUACUAACCGACGAAGGCCUGACCGCCAUGUACGCCAAUUUCUCGGCCAACGAGGUCUCCGUGGUCGAGCACUGGGUGAAUGGCAUGAAAGCCAAACGUGCCCUGCGAAAGCAACCAAAAUACGAAGAGGUCCAGGAUUACCCACUAAGCUUUAUGCAGCCGCUGUUUCGGUAUGACUAUAUCAUGAACAGAGUGCUCAUAUCGGCGGCAGCUCUGCGCAUGCCUGCGUACUCGGGGCAAGGCACAAAAGCAAUGCUUUAUGGCGGGCUGGGUUUCUCGUACGCUUUACAGCUGGUGAAGGCUUUAGACCCAGGAGGUCUCAGAGUGGACGCUGACGGAAAUGUCCACUCGUGGGCUCCAAAGGGGUGGAGUGAAGCGAUCGCCAACAGGUCGACCUUGUGCCAUGGGUUGUCUUCAGGCAAGAGUCUCUUUCCGGAAGUUCCGGCGCUAGAAGUGGCACACGCCGCUUACGAGAUGGCACCUGGUGAUACGCCGCAUCCCGGCCGCGUAACCAUGGCGUUCAACGAGGACCAAGUGUUCUUCAUCACUGUCUGCCUCAGCCUUUGCAACCUGUCGCCAACCUUCGGCUCGAUAAGGGGUGACUGCAACAAGGCCGUCGCGAACUUCGCGAACUUCGCCCGGGCUUUCAAAUGUGCUCCCCGGGAUCCAAUGAACCCGGAGACACGAUGCUCUUUUUUCAACUAGCCAUCGGCACUGUGCCAAUAUUUGGCACUUUCCCAUGCAUUUGUGGACGGUCUUCGAGUGUUCGUCGCGCUAACUAUUUCGAUAUUAUUUAUGCUUACUGAUUGGGUUUUGUCUAUGGAACCGAUGACAUGGGAUACAAUAAGUUUAUGCACGUAAUCACAGGAUGAAUCGCAAGGUAUAUAAGAAGCUUGAGGGAAAAAAUGUAUACCUAAAGGCGUAAUUUAGGUCUACCUGUCAUGUGUUAGAUGCAUCACGUGUGUGAAGCUUUGGGCUGUUUCAUGAGGAAGGCCGAGUUUUUAGCUUCACUUAAGUUUGCAGAAAGUUUGAGCCUGAAUGCCCUUUCGGCAUAUUUUGCCAUACAUUGCAUACUUUGUGUAGGUAACGGCAGACUAUGUUGAAUGUCGCAUGGUUCAAGUGGGUCUGAGUUGUGCUCCGGUGACAAAUUACCCGCACAUUUCGCGGGGUAAAAGCAUGUCGUCUUCGUCAAUAUGUACUCCGGCCCGCAUGAACUCCUCGCACGUUCAUGUCCACUGCAAUAAUGUCAGUGUACGUUUUUCGCUUACCUGUGGCUAAGACAGUCGCAUGAAAUCGCGUUUAGCCGCUAUUUAGCAGAUAGCCCAUUUAUUCCAGUGAAAGAAUGAGCUGUACAACCGGAAUUCCUUUCGUAUCUGCCCUGAACAUGUGCUCACGCAUGUCGUCGUAGUUCGCGGCAGUCGAGAUAGGACGUUUAAUGAUGGAAGCUACCGUGAGUGCAUCACAACUUCAGGCACUGUCGCCACACUCAUUAACUUCUUGCGUAACCAGGUGUAGUCAAGAACUGGAUCAACGCCACGUAAGUCAAUCGCUGCGUAUACGCGACAAACCACGUACAAAUGCAUGACGUUGCUUUAGGUGGAGUUCUUGGGAACUUGAGGGCUACAAUGUGAGUGCGCUGGUGGGAUGAAAAUCCUGCACCUGCCGCGAAUAAUGGCCGCUCAAACUGCAUACAAGCGAGACUGACACACCGACACACAGCAACGGAUGUUUAUUUAGAGUGCAAAAAUAUCUAUGUGAAGCGCAUAAAGAAAGCACAUGAAAGGACACAAAGUGGCGCAUGGAGGUGUCGCAAAUUUUGCUUAAAAAAAACAAAAAGCAAAAACUCAUUCAGCGGCAUACAAAGAAACAAAUGUACAUUCAUCGGUGUAUUUCUUAACCUAAAAGCUUCCCGUGUUUCUCUUACAGCGGUGUAUUUGCUGCCUAGUACUACACCAUAACCUAAAAAAUUACGGGUCACAACCGCAGCGAUCGCGAAGCGAGCACCGUCAGCUUUAUGUUUCGCGCAUGCUCUUUGAUUGUGUCAUCCAUGCAGCGAUGGAUAUGCUCCACAUAGGUCUUGUUACAUUAAAACAUUAUUCUUAUACAA